Messenger RNA from Tripterygium wilfordii, 4118 nucleotides. RefSeq names its product protein CHROMATIN REMODELING 24. Gene Ontology annotation, molecular function: ATP binding; ATP-dependent chromatin remodeler activity; DNA translocase activity. Bases 182 to 3775 code for a protein of 1197 amino acids. The record is from RefSeq and is a predicted model, not a curated record. The transcript has 26 exons. Lineage: Eukaryota; Viridiplantae; Streptophyta; Magnoliopsida; Celastrales; Celastraceae.
CUCCUUUAUAAAAUAGACCCACACAAAACGAAGAGUCGAAGACCACCAAUGCUUUGCUGAGCCAUGAAUCAAAUUUCGAAAAUCUCUCAUUGAGCGGGAAAAAUCCAGCAUUAGGUUUCAUUCUCACUCUCUCUCGAUAUCAACAAGCCUAGCGAUUUCAAACUACAAAAUCGAAGAAAUCAUGGCAGACGAGACGAGAAGCAACAGGAGGCCACAGAGCCUCAACGAUCGUCAUUAUCGCCUCCUCCAAGUCCUCUCAGCUCCUCCCAAAGAAAAACCCAUGGCGUCUUCUCAGGAAGAUGUAGAUGAUAGUAUUCCUCAGUUCUGUGGUAUCACUGAUUUCGAUUCUUCUCCUUCUAGCGGUGAAAUAGAGAAGCUAUCAAUUGCCAAGCAAGAAGCCAGUCGACUGUUCCAAGCUGAAUCCGAUGAAACUCGCAUUGAUGUUGAUGGAAUUCCUCAGUUCUCUGGGAUAACCGAUUCUGUUUCUCCAUUCACUACGGGGGAAGAAGAGAAGCUAUCAAUGGUCGAGCAAGAAACCCAUCAACUACCAUUCAAAGCUGAAUGGGAAGAAACUCACAUUGAUGAUGAUGAAGAAGAGAAGCCAUCAAUGGCCAAGCAAGAAGUCCGUCAACCAGCAUUCAAAGCUGAAUCCAAAGAAACUCAUAUCAAUAAUGAUGGGCAGAAGCCAGUGAAGACUAAGAUCCAAGGUAGACGCCGACUCUGUAAAUUCUCAUCUUCAGAUGAGAAUAGAGCCGAAAGUUUGGUGGUUCGAGAUGAACCUCAUUUUUCUGAGAUUACUGAUUUUCAUUUGCCACCACUGGCACAAAAUAUAAGCAAGAAUAACAGUGGGGCCACUGAAAUUAGAGAUAUUCUUAAUGAUUUGAGCUCAAGGCUUGAGAUCUUAUCAAUUGAGAAAAAGAGAAUCCCAAAAACUGUUGAGCUAGUUGAUGAUUUUUCGGAGUUGGAUAAAGAUGAAGUUCAUACAGAGAAGAAAGAUGCUGUGCCUGUGCUUGACUACGCAAGUGCCGAGUCUUCGUUUUCUCCCACUGAUCCAUCUGGUUCCUCUUCAGAUGCUACUAAGAUAAUUGGAAGCGCUGUUAAUUAUUUGGUGGAUGGGUAUGAGAAGGACAUCAAUUCUGGUUAUGACAAUUCUACCAGCAGCAUACAUGGAACUGAUGGUAGAGGCAGUAAAAAGAAUGCAAAUAGAGGAGAAAAUGAGAAAUUGGGGUCUCCGCGACAAUCUCUUGCAUCUGAGGUUGCAGAACAGGGGAGUGGUUUACUGAGUAAACUUGAGAGUGAUAAUUAUGAAAGUAGCGUGCACGAAAACAAGAAAGAUAAUCAAAGGAUGAAGGAAAACGAACUCAAAAGUGUGAAUGGAAGAGUCAUGACUUCUGGUCAAUCUCCAUUUAUGUCAGAUGCCAGACAAGAAGAUGAUGAUAAUGACUGUGUUAUUUUGACUGGCAAAAAAUUGGUUGAAGAACUACCAAGGCAUGGCACUAAGAACAAAGAGGAUUCCUAUCACUCUAGUGUGGUUAAUGACUUUGACAAUUGCACAGAUAAAACUUUUUGGGAUGAAUGUUCUAUUACUUUGAAUGGCCCAAAAUCUACUUUCAAGCUUCCUGGAAAAAUCGCAAACGGGUUGUAUCCGCAUCAGCGUGAGGGUCUAAGGUGGCUAUGGUCUUUGCAUUGUCAAGAUAAGGGUGGAAUCCUUGGAGAUGACAUGGGUUUGGGGAAAACAAUGCAGAUUUGUGGAUUUUUGGCGGGAUUGUUUCAUUCGAGGUUAAUUAAGAGGGCACUCAUUGUGGCCCCAAAAACACUUCUUCCUCACUGGAUCAAAGAAUUAUCCGUUGUUGGGCUUUCUGGGAUGACUAGGGAAUAUUAUGGGACUUGUGCCAAAGCUCGACAGUACGAACUUCAAUAUAUACUUCAGGACAAAGGUGUUCUUCUAACAACUUAUGAUAUCGUGCGGAACAACUACAAGUCAUUAUGCGGGGAUCAUUACCUUACUCUCAUCAGUGAUGAUGAUAUCACUUGGGACUACAUGAUUCUUGAUGAGGGGCAUCUCAUAAAAAACCCUAGUACACAGAGGGCCAAAAGUCUGCUUGAGAUACCUAGUGCUCAUCGUAUUUUGAUCAGUGGCACGCCAAUACAAAACAAUCUUAAGGAACUAUGGGCCUUGUUCAACUUUUGUUGUCCUGGUCUACUAGGUGACAAGGACUGGUUUAAGGCAAAAUACGAGCGUGCAAUUCUUUGUGGAAAUGAAAAGAAUGCUACAGACAGGGAAAAGCGUGUUGGUUCAACAGUUGCAAAGGAGCUUAGAGAACGAAUCCAACCUUACUUUUUGCGCCGCUUGAAGAGCGAGGUGUUCAAUGAAGAUAAUGCUGAGACCGCCAAACUUUCUAAAAAGAAUGAGAUCAUCGUGUGGCUAAGAUUAACUGCUUGUCAGCGACAACUCUAUGAAGCCUUUUUGAAUAGUGAGAUAGUGCUGUCAGCUUUUGAUGGUUCACCUUUGGCCGCACUUACGAUAUUGAAGAAAAUAUGUGAUCACCCACUUCUCUUGACAAAAAGAGCUGCUGAAGAUUUACUAGAAGGAAUGGAUUCAAUUCUAAAUCCAGAAGAUGCCAGUGUAGCAGAAAAAUUGGCAAUGUACAUAGCUGAUGCUGCUGAAGGAGAUGACCUUGACCAAAAUCACAAUAUAUCAUGCAAGAUAUCUUUUAUUAUGUUACUACUGGAUAAUCUAAUUCCGGAGGGGCAUAAAGUUCUUAUAUUUUCUCAAACCCGCAAAAUGCUUAAUAUUAUCCAGGAAUUGGUACUGUCUAAAGGAUACAAUUUUCUCCGCAUUGAUGGUACUACGAAAGCUAGUGAAAGGCUGAGAAUUGUCAACGAUUUUCAAGAAGGUGUUGGGGCUCCUAUAUUUCUUUUGACAUCACAAGUUGGUGGUCUGGGCCUGACAUUAACAGAAGCAGAUCGAGUGAUCGUGGUUGACCCCGCAUGGAAUCCUAGCACGGAUAACCAAAGUGUAGAUCGUGCGUAUCGAAUUGGGCAGAAGAAGGAUGUUCUUGUGUACCGUUUAAUGACUAGUGGAACCAUUGAAGAAAAGAUAUAUAGAAAGCAGGUAUUCAAGGGUGGCUUGUUUAAGACUGCAACUGAACAUAAAGAACAGACUCGGUACUUUAGCCAGCAGGAUCUACGGGAGCUAUUCAGUCUUCCUAAAGAGGGGUUUGACGUUUCCCUUACACAACGGCAGUUACAUGAAGAGCAUGAUAGCCAGCAUAAAAUGGAUGAGCAUUUGGAAGCCCACAUAAAAUUCUUGGAAAGCCAAGGUAUUGCAGGAGUAAGCCAUCAUAGCUUACUGUACUCAAAGGCAGCACCACCUCAAGUUUAUCAGGAAGAAGAGGAAGAUUUGAGGAGAGAAGGUACUGCAUUUGUGGGGAAGUCAUCAUCAAGUAAUUCACUUAACCGAAAUGUUGACGGGGCUCAAUAUGCUUUCAAUCCCAAGGAUAUAAAGCCAAAGAAGAGUAGUUCUUCUCUGAGUCCCAGCAGUGCUGGUAAGCUGACUGAAUCAGAAAUCAAAGAAAGAAUUAAUCGGCUAUCACACAUUUUGUCAAACAAGGUUACAGUGUCGAGAUUACCAGAUCAAGGAGCAAAGUUACAAAAGCAGAUUGCAGAACUGAACUUAGAGCUUCAAAAGAUUACGAUACCAGAGGCAACUGAUAUAAAAGUCAUCAAUCUGGAUGACUUAAGUGGACAACUCGAAAGAGUAUUGAAUGUAUAACAAGUUAAUGAACAAGCAAAUGAAAGCAGGGUAUAAGAAACAGUUGAGCAGAUGCCUUGUUGGGUGUAGAUUGUGAACAGGGGCCAGUAUAACUUGGCUGCGUGCACUUGCUAGUUACUCGACAUGAGUGGUAACGUAAGUGCCUCUUUUUAAAUUGUUGGAUAUUUAUAAGCAUUUGACAGAAGCUUUGCACCAAAAAUGCAUCGUUUGUGAUGGGUGCCCUUUUUUUUGUUUUCUUUGGGCUUGUUUUAAAGCUUUUAUUAAGUGUUUCCUUUUUUGUGUAAACGAAAUUGAUUUUCAAUGAGUUCUCCAUUGAAUUAUACAAGAGUUGGUAUUAAUUUUA